CAAGAACGUAGCCCGAGCCAGCCGGCACUCUCUGUUGUUGCACAUCCAGACCAGGGCUUGUUCUGCCCUUGUUGCUACACUAGGAGUAGGUGAGGCAUAUAUUGUAGACCUAGGGAAUGGCAAGCUUUGGAGAGGCUCCAGCCGGCGAUUCGGCCAAGGGCGCGAAGAUCUUCAAGACCAAGUGUGCUCAGUGCCACGUUGCGGAGAAGGGCGGCGGCCACAAGCAGGGCCCGAAUCUGGGAGGGAUUUUUGGGAGGCAGUCAGGCACCACUGAGGGAUUCUCCUACUCAAAGGCUAACAAGGAGAAGGCUGUGCACUGGGAGGAGAACACCCUCUAUGACUACCUCUUAAACCCGAAGAAGUACAUCCCAGGCACAAAGAUGGUGUUUGCUGGCUUGAAGAAGCCCCAGGACCGCGCGGAUCUCAUCGCCUACCUGAAGGACGCCACUGCUUAAGAGAAGCUUUGAUUGGCUUCUGUCAGCGCCUGACCUCCUGCGCAUUGCAGUUGGUUGCACCACAACAGCUUAGAAUUCCACCUGUCUCAUUCGCCCCAGUAUCGAGGGUUACAUUGUAAUGGCGUGGAUACUCAGUUCUGCAAGGUCUGAACUUGGGUUCUCAUCUGUCAUUGCCUUUGGGGAUUGAGCACACGCUGUCUGAUUGGACCUGAAGUGAUUGCAAUACUGUCUCUCGGUGUUACAAUUAUUUUGAACAAGCAAGGUGCUUUGAGCAAUGCUUACUGGUGGGUUCAGGGUGAUGCCAGUGCCCUGAAUUAGAUAAUAAUUCUGUGGAUCGUCUUUCUCUAGUGCACAAAUUUAAUUUUGUGUGUGGCAAUAGUAAGCUAGCUGUCUCGCGGACACAUGGUAAGCCAUUACAAGCUUG
Messenger RNA from Coccomyxa subellipsoidea C-169, 879 nucleotides. RefSeq lists its product as hypothetical. Gene Ontology annotation, molecular function: heme binding; electron transfer activity. Gene Ontology annotation, cellular component: mitochondrial intermembrane space. Gene Ontology annotation, biological process: mitochondrial electron transport, ubiquinol to cytochrome c; mitochondrial electron transport, cytochrome c to oxygen. The record is from RefSeq and is a predicted model, not a curated record. NCBI's taxonomy places the organism in Eukaryota, Viridiplantae, Chlorophyta, Trebouxiophyceae, Coccomyxaceae. The transcript has 3 exons. The coding region runs from base 117 to 455 and encodes 112 amino acids.